AUGGCGAAUUCUGCAUCUGGAGAUUGCGUUGAUUUUGAUCGCGAUUGCGAGCGUGUGUUUCCUUCUGGAAUUUGUUUCGUUGAUUCGUUUGUGCAACAAUUCUUAAAUGGAAAAAAUGAUGAUAUUAUGUAUUUAGAAGCAGAACAGUCUGAAUUAAAGGAUAAAGAAUUUAAAUCUGAAGAUGAAGCUUUCGAAGCGUAUAAUGAAUAUGCUUUUAGGAAAGGUUUUGGAAUUCGAAUUGGGAAGAGUAAGAGAAGAAGAGAUGAUUCUUUUUUGAUGAAAAGAUUUGUUUGUUGUAAUGAGGGAUUCAAAGAUAAUAAGUGUAAGAAUAAAAGGAUUUAUGAGAAGUUGGAUCAUCGAACUGGUUGUUUAGCUUUUGUGCAGUUUCAUAUUGAUCAUUUAGGGGUCUAUACAUGUACAAGACAUGAAAUGGUUCAUAAUCAUGCUAUGAUUCCUCCUGAAAAAAGGCAUUUGAUAAGGUCUCAAAGAGAUGUGAAUAAAGAGCAGCUUCUUUUCAUUUCAACAAUGAAAUUGAGUGGAGUCAAAGUUAUUGAUUCUUUGAGGGUUCUAAAGAAGGAGGUUGGGGGAUCUCCUAAUCUUUGUUUUACUGCUUCUGAUGCUUAUAAUGCAUUGUCAUCUGAAAAAGAUGCCCAAAUUGAAGGAUGUGAUGGUAACCAAUUGAUUAAAUAUUUUGCCAAGAGACAUGUGGAUGAGACAGAUUUUUAUUAUGAUUUUGAACAAGAUGAUAGUGGUGCUUUAGUUAGUUUUUUUUGGCGUGAUGGUAGGAUGAUGAGAGAUUAUCAUUACUUUGGAGAUUUGUUGGUUUUUGAUACAACUUAUAGAACUAAUAAAUAUGGAAUGAUAUGUGCUCCAUUUGUUGGGAUGAACCAUCAUGGUAACAAUGUCAUGUUUGGUAUGGGAUUUAUUCUUAAUGAGCGCACCGAGUCUUUUGAUUGGUUGUUUGAUACAUUUUUGCACUCAAUGGGGAGGAAAAGUCCCAUUACAAUUAUGACUGAUCAAGCACAAGCGAUUGCAGCGGGUAUAAGAAACAUUUUUCCUUCAACUGUUCAUCAUCGUUUAUGUGUAUGGCAUCUUGAACAAAAUUCUAAGAAACACAUUGGAGCAUUGAGAGCUUUGGAAGGCUUUACAGAUUUGUUUGGAUAUCUUUUGAAGUAUUGUGAAACUCCUGCUGAAUUUGAAUAUUUCUGGAAAAGGAUGUGUGAUAAAUACAAAUGUGAAAAUGAUGAUUGGUUAUGUGAUUUGUAUAAAAUAAAGGAAAUGUGGUGUCCUGCUUAUUCUAAGAAGUAUUGGUCUGGUGGUAUAUUGUCUUCUCAACGUAGUGAAACUACUAAUAAGUCAGUUUCACAACGUCUUAAUAAGACUCAAGGUUUAUGUGAUUUUUAUCAUGUUUUUCUUGAUGUCAUUUCUGAGUGGAGAAGUAAGGAAGGUGCAAGAGAUUACAAUACCCUGAGGGGUAAUAGGCACCUAGCUUUUGCUAAUAUUGGUAUAUUAGUUCAUGCAAGAUCAUUAAUAUUCAUAUCUUCUUUGGAGGCCUGGGAAGGAUAUAAUUAA
Molecule: messenger RNA, 1572 nt
Organism: Chenopodium quinoa (quinoa)
Lineage: Eukaryota; Viridiplantae; Streptophyta; Magnoliopsida; Caryophyllales; Amaranthaceae
Product: protein FAR1-RELATED SEQUENCE 5-like
Exons: 5
Coding region: 1-1572 (523 amino acids)
Biological process (GO): regulation of DNA-templated transcription
Source: RefSeq, a predicted model, not a curated record